Molecule: messenger RNA, 678 nt
Organism: Monascus purpureus
Lineage: Eukaryota; Fungi; Ascomycota; Eurotiomycetes; Eurotiales; Aspergillaceae
Source: the annotation of a GenBank genome assembly
AUGUCGUGUCAAUACAGCAUGGGGAAGGUCCGAUUCUUUAGGGUCAAAUCUUCGUCUUCCACAUAUCGCCCUCUGGAGGAGCUUCUUAUACAGAUAUACGAGAAAUGGGGCCAGAUAGCAGAACGGAGAAGCUUGAUGAUAUCUUGCCCGAUUUCGUUUUCGGAAGAAGAGAUCGAGCAAAGUCGACAGAAGACGGACGCAUGGGCUGCGGUUAAAAUGAAUUCGAAGAUUUACGAGCGCAAAUCUUGGAGCACCGGUAUAUAUACUGCUAGUCUAUCUACAUCGUUAGAAGGGAUCUCCAAACGCCUCAACAUGUCUUUCCUCGCAUCUCGUCUCCGGGAAUCCAUUACUGGAUCCCGAAUCGCACUUCGAUCCAUCUACAUCCAGCCCAUCACGGCAGCCUCAUCCUUCCACUCUUCCCGGACAGCUUUAUCACUGAAAGAAAGCGAUAAAAACCGUCCAAAUCUCGAGUCCCACUACGAAGCCGAGAAACAAGAUCAAUUGAAAGCUACUCGUGAGGGAAAAGCAAAAUGGAGGGAUGGGUUAGCCUCGAACAGCGAAUCAGACGUCAAGGCGGAUAGGGGAGAUCUUGAUAACGACUGUCCAAGCUUCGCAGAGAUGGAACGGAAGACCAAGGAUCUUCCGAACAGAAAGGGACACGUGAAUAAGACGCAGUAG